Messenger RNA from Anopheles stephensi (Asian malaria mosquito), 2016 nucleotides. It is a transcript of the gene grsm, whose product is annotated as probable aminopeptidase NPEPL1. Gene Ontology annotation, cellular component: cytoplasm. Gene Ontology annotation, biological process: proteolysis. The transcript has a single exon. The record is from RefSeq and is a predicted model, not a curated record. Lineage: Eukaryota; Metazoa; Arthropoda; Insecta; Diptera; Culicidae. The coding region runs from base 197 to 1777 and encodes 526 amino acids. Gene Ontology annotation, molecular function: manganese ion binding; metalloaminopeptidase activity.
CAAUUCGGCCACAGCAAAGACAGGGCAAUUAUUUUCUGUUGCCGUUGUUUUUUGUUGUUGCCUUUUUCUUUCGCUUGUCUUUCGCUCAAGAGUGCACUCGCAAAAAAGAAUUGCACCACUUCAACGCGAUUACACGCAUUUUUGCACACUCUGUUCCAACGUGACCACUCGCAGAGUGUGGUAAAGUGAGGUCACGAUGAGUCUGCUCAAGUUUCACCGUACGCUCCAAACGACCGAUCCGCACAGCGUACCGGUGCUGAUCAUAGGCCAGCUGCGCCAUCUCACGGAGCUACCGUUCGAGCGGAUCAGUCCGAAGCUGGAACCGCGCGUCGAACGGGAAACGUAUGCGAAGGCCGUCUCCUGUCUGCAACCCGCCCCAACCGAUAUGUGUUCACUGUACCUCGAUAUGGCCCGUGUUGCUGUGCUGCCGUUGAAAGCUUCCCGGCAUAAUUCCGCCUCCAGGGCACACUCGAUUACGAAAUUGAUUCAAUCGAACACAACGGGCGGUAGUGAAUCGAUCGUGAUCGUGUGCGAGAAGCAGGAUUUGCUGGCGUCGGCCUGUGCGGUGGCGCGAGCUUUCCCGCUGUACAGCAGGAAAACGUCCAAGGGUGCUAACGUUGAACCUCCGCCAACGGUUCACAUCGAGUUUGUGCUGGUGGGUGGGGAUAACCCGACCGACACGGAGAUCACCGAGGAAGAUAUGCUGGUGCUGGCUAACGUGACGGUGGGAAUUCGGCUAACGGCCCGUAUCGUUGAUGCCCCGUGCAAUGAGAUGAACGUGUCCGGCUUCCUGUCCGAGGUGGAAGCAAUAGCACUCGAGCUGGGUCUGAAGUCGAAGAUCAUUCGGGGGGAGGAGCUGAAGGAGAAAGGUUUCGGUGGCAUCUACGGUGUCGGUAAGGCGGCACUCGACCCACCAGCCCUAGCCGUGCUGUCCUACGAACCGAAGGGUGCAACCGAGACGGUGGCCUGGGUUGGCAAGGGCAUCGUGUUCGAUACGGGCGGUCUUAGCAUCAAGGGAAAGACGGCAAUGCCGGGCAUGAAGCGGGACUGUGGUGGUGCUGCGGCUAUAUUGGGCGGAUUCUACGCUGCCGUCAAAAGUGGCUUCAAGCAGAACCUGCAUGCGGUGUUCUGUUUGGCGGAGAACUCCGUAGGACCGUUGGCGACCCGGCCGGAUGAUAUCCAUCGGCUGUAUUCGGGUUGUACGGUAGAAAUCAACAACACGGACGCUGAAGGGCGCCUUGUGCUGGCCGACGGUGUCGUGUAUGCGGACCGUGAUCUCAAGGCAAACGUUAUCCUCGAUAUGGCCACGCUGACCGGUGCGCAGGGUAUAGCGACGGGCAAGUACCACGGUGCCAUUCUCACCAACAGUGACGACUGGGAAGACAAGGCACUGGAAAUUGGACGUCGCACGGGUGACAUGCUAUCCCCGGUGCCGUACUGUCCGGAGCUGCACUUCAGCGAAUUCAAUUCGGCCGUAGCCGACAUGAAAAACUCGGUCAUGGAUCGUGGCAACGCACAGGUCAGCUGUGCCGGGCUGUUCAUAGGAGCGCAUCUUGGCUUCGAGUACGGUGGCUCGUGGAUGCACAUCGAUAUGGCCGCUCCGGUACACAAUGGCGAGCGUGCGACCGGGUACGGAGUGGCGCUGUUGGCUGGUCUGUUCGGGGAGCAUAGUAAGGCGUCAAUCCUGCGGGACAUUGCCAACCAACCGACAGUACAGCGGAAUAAAGUGGCCGGCAAUGGGACCGAACCCCCGCUCAAAAAAGCUUGCUUAGAUUAAGCUGACGCCGGAUGGCCUGCUUGGUUGAGCAUUUGGAAAAAAGCUUUAGCAUCACAGGCUCCUUUGUUGAUUCGGGCAGACGACGACAGCGACAAAAACACACGGAAAAACUGAACUGAGCAACGAUCUUUCUUUAUUUACAUAAUUCUGUUUUUUCUCAGUAAUGCAUUUCCCCGUGAAAGGUAGCAUUAUUGCAUUUUUUUCUAAUAAAUAAAAUGAAUUAGAAAUUUCAGCAAUUA